This is a messenger RNA of Prunus armeniaca (apricot), 570 nucleotides long. The record is from the annotation of a GenBank genome assembly. NCBI's taxonomy places the organism in Eukaryota, Viridiplantae, Streptophyta, Magnoliopsida, Rosales, Rosaceae.
AUGGCUCUGCAGACUGCUGCUGCUCUCUCUCCUCGCUCCAUUAGCUCCUCAACGACGUUACCCUGCGCCGCGAAUCAUCCGAUCAUUUAUUCUUCUACUUCAAGUUCAAGCUGCUUCCUCUCGCCGUCGCAGAGGAAGAAUGUGGCAGUGGGCUUGAGUGGUGUAACAACCAGUAAGAGGAAGCGGGCCUGGGCCUCUACGGUGAAGUCGAGCUUGGACACUGUAGGCCCCACUGUCAAUGUGGGUCAGGUCACGGAGGUUGACAAGGACACCUUCUGGCCCAUCGUCAAGGCCGCCGGCGAUAAGACCGUCGUCCUCGAUAUGUACACGCAAUGGUGUGGUCCUUGCAAGGUGAUUGCUCCAAAAUAUCAAGAAUUGUCAAAGAAAUAUCUUGAUGUUGUAUUUUUAAAGCUUGACUGUAACCAAGAAAAUAAGCCAUUGGCAAAGGAGCUUGGGAUAAGGGUGGUGCCAACUUUCAAGAUUUUGAAGGACAACCAGGUUGUAAAAGAAGUGAAGGGGGCCAAAUUCGAUGAUUUAGUUGCUGCCAUAGACGUUGUUAGAUCUAGCUGA